This is a messenger RNA of Doryrhamphus excisus (bluestripe pipefish), 1262 nucleotides long. RefSeq names its product NME/NM23 nucleoside diphosphate kinase 6 (gene nme6). NCBI's taxonomy places the organism in Eukaryota, Metazoa, Chordata, Actinopteri, Syngnathiformes, Syngnathidae. Gene Ontology annotation, biological process: negative regulation of cell growth; UTP biosynthetic process; negative regulation of mitotic nuclear division. Gene Ontology annotation, molecular function: nucleoside diphosphate kinase activity. Gene Ontology annotation, cellular component: mitochondrion. The record is from RefSeq and is a predicted model, not a curated record.
ACAUAUUUAACAGACGGACUCAAUGGUCCAUCCUGUAAUCGUAGCCCGUGAUACAUUUUGCAGCUGUUUUUACGUUUGUGUACGAUGAGAUACUAAGCAAAGACGUUUAACAGAAACAUUAAAUAUUAGCCACAUGAUGGUGGAACUUCUUGGCGUUCUUUGAAAGACAACGACCCUUUUUACGAGUCAACAAAGGUCGACUUCCGACAAUGUUGCUGACAAAGUGUCGCCUGUCCAAAGCGCUACAGCUCACCCUGGCGGUCAUUAAACCAGAUGCAAUGGCUCAUCCCCUGAUGGUGGAGGCGCUUCACCAAAGCAUCCUGGAUAACAACUUUGUCAUUGUUCGACGCAAAGAUCUAGUAUGGAGAAGAGAAGAUUCCGAGAGGUUUUAUGCUGAACAUUCAGGACGAUUCUUCUAUCAAAGACUUGUUGAGUUCAUGUCAAGUGGUCCCAUGCGUGCGUACAUUUUAGCCAGAGAGGACGCCAUUCAGCACUGGCGGGAGCUGAUGGGUCCGACCAAGGUGUUCCAAGCCAGAUACACCUCACCGGGGUCUCUGCGGGCUCAGUUCGGACUCACGGACACACGAAACACGACUCACGGCUCAGAUUCCACAGAGUCUGCCCGACGAGAAAUUGCUUUCUUCUUUCCAGACUUCCGUGUGGAGGAGUGGAUGGAGAUGGAGGAGCCCGGCUUCAGAUCGGGACAGAUACAUUACGACCAUCACAACCACAUCCACACUCUCUCAGCAACGAGCUGACCCCAGGUCUGCUCAGACCUUUUAGUAGCUACUUAACUCGGAUGUUAGUUACUGAUACAAAAAAAAACAAGGACCUGUUUAUGUUACUUUAUUUUUUAUUGUCAUUAAAAAACACAGAAAUCCAGACAGAACAAAGGACACAAGAGUACAAACGACACAUGAAAUCGUAACAAACACACUCCAGGCCAGGCUUCACUCUUAAUAGUGCAAUCUUCAAAUGUCAGCAUCCUGAGACAUGUGCCCUUUUAUCAUUACGACAAAGUAUUUAUUUUUGAGUUUAAUACACCGUUACAACCUUUCCCACUUAAAAGAUUGUGCAAGUCAUUAAAUUGUAUCCAUUCACUUUUUGUUGUGAUGAUAGAUUCGACAUAGGGUAUGAUACAGCUCUUGUACUGGAUCUGUCUAUUCAUCACAGUGGAUGAAAAACAAAAAAACAAUGGCCUUCAUUCCCUGCUUUAUUGUUAUUUAUCUCAGUCAAAAUAAGUCAAUUAUUCUCCAAAUAAA